AAUUUGUCAAAAGCUGUUGUUAGCUUCAAGUUUAUAUGUUACUCUUGGUCAGUUCAUUCAAACAUUUGCUUACAAUCAAUUAAAAGCCCAAAAAAAAAAAAAGUCUGGGAGCUUAUGAAAUCUUAAUCAAUUCCAUUGGAUAAUUUACGUUUCAUAUUUAUAUGAUUGAAUCUGUGUUGAUAUGAAUGUUCAGCUAAUGAGACAUUAGAACAUACAAUAUUUCCUGUCCAGUCUCUUUUGAGCAAAUUGGGAGUCCCUAAGUAAUCUUUUAUUUUAUGAAGGUAUGGGCUUGGAAGGCAACAUGCAAACACAAAUUUGUCUGGAAGACAGUGAGGAGGAUUAGGGUUCAAGGUGGAAAUGUGUAGUGGAAGACCAGAAUUCUAGAUUUGAUUUACAAUAUUAAAGCCUAAGCAAAUCCAUGAGAUCGAGGACUUCCUUCUCGCUGCCAGAAGGAAGGAUGCACGCUCUGUGAAGAUUGAGAGAAGCAAGUAUGCGGUGAAGUUCAAGGUCCGCUGCCCCGGGUACCUCUUCACACUCUGUUUCUUUAUUUCCUUCUCACUGCCAGAAGGAAGGGUGCACGCUCUGUGAAGAUUAAGAGGAGCAAGGAUGUGGUGAAGUUCAAGGUCUGCUGCUCGAAGUCCCUCUACACACUGUGUCUUUGAUUCUGAGAACGCUGACAAAUUGAAGCAGUCUCUUCCUCUAGGAACCCCUUUUUAUAUGCAUUAUGAUUAACAUGACAUUUGCGACUGGGAUAUGCAGCCACAAUUGGAAAGUUACGCGUGUAGCAUAAACAGUCUUUGGCUUGUAAUAAUUAUCAUCAUAAGCAUGAUCUUGGCCAAAUAAUCUUUUAUUUUAAUAUCCUGUUUGAUAUAUCAUCAGAAGACUUAUGUUAAUAAUGAUCACAUUCAUUGCUUGUUUGCAAGCGUGCAAGAUCUGUGAAAGUCUCCCCAUUUUAAAGCUCUUCAAGGGGUUGUCAAGUGCUAAAAGCUUCACCAAACUCGUGUCAUUUUGCAACAAUUCAGAACCCCCGUAACAUAUUUGUGUUUCAAUGGUGUUAGGAUUAUAUUGUUUUUCUGAUAUUGGGUGCUUCGGAGAAAACAUGAUUUGCAAUUGCUUAAAAACUAAACACUUCAUUCAAUGGUUAAAAAGUCAUUCAGAUAUCUCUAGGUUGGAUUCUGUUAUGGCAUUAGUUCUGUUGUGAUUAUUAACUCGGUUUAAAAAAUAGAAAAUAAAAGUCCCUUUUAAUC
Molecule: messenger RNA, 1247 nt
Organism: Rubroshorea leprosula
Lineage: Eukaryota; Viridiplantae; Streptophyta; Magnoliopsida; Malvales; Dipterocarpaceae
Source: the annotation of a GenBank genome assembly